Molecule: messenger RNA, 845 nt
Organism: Kockovaella imperatae
Lineage: Eukaryota; Fungi; Basidiomycota; Tremellomycetes; Tremellales; Cuniculitremaceae
Exons: 4
Coding region: 167-802 (211 amino acids)
Source: RefSeq, a predicted model, not a curated record
CCAUUAUCAAUCCGCCACACUCUGAUUCCACGCCACCAUUUAUAAGCUCAUAUCAUUUUUGAUUCCGUCGUCUAUCCCCGUGGGACGACUACUGACCAAGCCCGGAAAAUUUGGAGCUUUCCGAUGGGAUCCACGGCAACAACACAUCUCUAACCGCUUAUCAACCAUGAGACCCUCUAUGAUUCUAGCAACUACUAUCAUUGCAGCGACUACCUCGGUGAUCGCAGCGAGGCAGUUGCACCUCGGUGUCGAUUCACCGAGCCUCUCUGUCGAUUCGCCGAUGAUCCCUUCAUCAGACCCUUCUUUCCCUCAACCAGGAUCAUUAGGGACGGAUGCCGGACCGAGUCGAGAAGUUGGCAAAGAUGGGAAGUGGAGCCAUACGCUUGCUGAUGCGUUGACUAUGGGAAGGAAAGCUGGCGUAUGGUGGGAGUAUGCAAGAGAUGUCAGCGGAGUGGCCACGAGAUUGCAGUCAAAGGGAACGGAGCGAACAACUGUCUUCGUCCCAGUCGACAGUGCUAUGAAACGUCUGACCCGCAAGCCGCACCAAAACGCAGACGGCAGUACCGAUGAAGACUCUAUUCAGAAGAACGUCGACCGCUUCAUCUCUGCACACGUCAUUCCUGAGCUGGUCAACCUCCCUACCAAGAGCAAAGUCGAAACAUUACUACCUGGGUUGAGCAUUCAAGUGGUGAAGAAAAACGACGGUUGGAUCGUUCAACCAGGGGAUAUACCAGUCCUAGAAUUCAAUGACGUCUCAAACGGGCGUAUCGUAUACAUGGAUGGUGUCAUCAGCGUUGAUUGAGGGUCGUUGUAUUAUACUUGUUGCUUGUGUAUGUAUUGCUACA